Messenger RNA from Pteropus alecto (black flying fox), 1371 nucleotides. RefSeq names its product nudix hydrolase 17 (gene NUDT17). Gene Ontology annotation, molecular function: NADH pyrophosphatase activity. The coding region runs from base 1 to 891 and encodes 296 amino acids. The record is from RefSeq and is a predicted model, not a curated record. NCBI's taxonomy places the organism in Eukaryota, Metazoa, Chordata, Mammalia, Chiroptera, Pteropodidae. Gene Ontology annotation, biological process: NAD+ catabolic process; NADP+ catabolic process. Gene Ontology annotation, cellular component: cytosol. The transcript is spliced from 8 exons.
AUGGCCGCGGCGCGCGUGCUGCUGCUCCUGUCCGGGCGCCCGGAGUCGGUGGGCUUCGCGCAGACCUCCCCGUCGCGCGGUGUCCCCGUUUUUGAAAGCCCGCCCGCCUCUGAGGCCCUAACCCUAGCGGCUCCCUCCCACCAGCGAUCCCCUUUCUGCCCUUUCGCGGCCCUGGACCAGCAACCCAGGCCUCCGGGAACGGAGCUGCCCACCGGUCGGGGUGUGGACCUGGGUGUGGCCGUCAUUCUGCAGUCCAGCGACCAGACCGUCUUGUUGACCCGAAGGACACGCACCCUCCGCGUUUCCCCUAACCUCUGGGUGCCUCCAGGUGGGCACGUGGAACUUGAAGAGCUGUUGGAUGGAGGGCUUCGAGAGCUGCGGGAGGAGAGCGGAAUACAGCUGCCCGCCGGCCAGUUCUCUUGGGUCCCUCUGGGGUUAUGGGAGUCUGCCUAUCCUCCUAGGCUGAGCUGGGGUCUCCCCAAAUACCAUCACAUCAUUCUCUACAUACUUGUGAUCUCACAGGAGUCAGAGCAGCAGCUGCAGGCCCGGAUCCAACCAAACCCAAGUGAGGUGAGCGCCUUUAUGUGGCUGGGAGCAGAUGUAGCAGCUGCAGUGGCUGCUACAGAGGACGGGACAGAGUCACCCAGACUUCUCUCCCAGGAACUGCCACCCUCCGUCCUUGCAAUGGAACUAGAGGACGGAGUAGCUCGACCUCUGGCCUUGCCCAUGUCCACACUGCUGCGGACGACCCCAGCCACCACAGAGGACACAGAGAGAGUCAGCACGGGGACCAAGUUCGCCCUCGGGCUCUGGCUGCAGCAUCUGGGCAGGCAAAGUGGAGCUCACGUGGACCCGGGGUGUGCCAAGGAAGCGCAGAACACGGACCCCUGACCCACAGACCAGGGAUCCAGAAAGCCAAGUGCGUGAUCCCCUCCCCAGCCCACCUCCGUGACACUCACAGAACAUUCACAACCUUUAUUAUGGGUAAGAACUUUGCUACAACUUUGGGAAUAAAAAGUAAAAUUACAACAGAGGUCCUAGGCCCUGGAGGAGCCUGAAAAAGGCGCGUGAGGAGAGCGCGAGGGCCCUCCCACCUCCCGGGAAAGGUGCAGGAUGAGCCAGACCUACCAGGGGCAGAUGCUCUGGCCCCAGGCUGCUUGGCUAAGAAACAUCAUGAACUUAAAUAUAUAAAUAGAGGCCCAGGCGGCAGGCCCCGCUCCCAAAGCCCUGGGGAUCGGGGCUAAGGCCUGUCGCCUCCUCAGUCAUACUGGGAAGCAGGAGGUGGGGGAAGUCAUCUUUGGACGUGUUUUGGUUUUUCCUGUUUAUGUACAAAAAUCUGCAACCCAAAAUAGAGUUCUCUAUCCACGUGUC